AUGGAGGACUCGGACAUCAGAAAGGGUGAUCGAGAAAUCCGUAAAGGGUUACGGAGAAAACGGUCGAAAGGCUCACCUGGAACCGAAGCCCAUGAGAUGAAGAAGGUGAAGAAGCAGCUACCGGUAUCGCAGGAUGUACCAUCCAUCAAGUCACCUGCAAAUCCGAAAUGGGAGAUUGUGAAGAGCAAGGAGAGGAAAAAAGGGCAGAGUGCACAGCCCGAUCAGCUGACUUCCAAAAAGAAAAAGGAGCGCCAGGUGAAGACUUCCAGGAAACCAGCGCCGAGACCUGAUGCGCGGAUUAUUCGGCCGAAAGACAAGGAGAAAUACUCGGAAAUUCUAUGCCGAGUAAAGAAAGAUGUUCCUCCGGAAAAAGCUCACGAUUGCGUCGACAAGAUCCGUCGGACAGCCACCGGGGAUAUGUUGAUAAUCUUGAGCAAGAAGACGACUGACGGAGCCGCUGAACUGCGUACAGCCAUCGCCAAUCUCCUUGGAGAUGAGGCUCAAGUACUCAGAAAAGGACCACAAGAGGAACUCGAAAUAAAGGAUCUCGACGAGACAACGAAGGAAGAAGUUCUCGAAGCCCUACAAAGAAUAGCUGGAGAGGAGCACGAAAUAACUCCCAAGGCGAUUAGAUCUUUGCGUAUGGCAUAUGGUGGAACCCAGACCGCCUCAGUGACUGUCGCAGCAACUGCUGCGAAAAAGAUCCUGGAUGAGCAUGGCAAAAUUAAAAUCGGUUGGGUCAAUUACCGUGCCAAGAGAAUGGAGAGACCAAUAAAGUGCUUCAGGUGCUGGCACUACGGACAUCUCGCCACGAAACGCACGAGUACAGUUGACCGAUCCAAGCUCUGCAUCAAGUGCACAGUGACUGGGAACACACCUUCAGACUGUAAGGAGAGGCCCUUAUGCGCGUUGUGUUCUGAGAAAAAAGGCAACACGGAGAAUUGUGCCCACAGUGCUGGUAGCAGUAAAUGCCCAGUUUAUAAGGAGGUACUCCAAAAGGUCCUCAAUAAAUGA
Messenger RNA from Diachasma alloeum, 1014 nucleotides. RefSeq lists its product as uncharacterized. The transcript has a single exon. Lineage: Eukaryota; Metazoa; Arthropoda; Insecta; Hymenoptera; Braconidae. Bases 1 to 1014 code for a protein of 337 amino acids. Gene Ontology annotation, molecular function: nucleic acid binding; zinc ion binding. The record is from RefSeq and is a predicted model, not a curated record.